AUGGACUGUUCUGGACACUCAGAACAUACAGACAGAUCAUUGGCGACUACGGGAAGAGAUCCCCAAACCGGGAGCCUCUGGCAUGGGCUGGGGCAGGAUCUGGCGCUGGCGCUGGGCACAGCUCUGCCUGUGGGUGUUGUGUUGGCUGAUAGAGAGGGUGAAGAGGUAAAUAGAGCUGCGGAGGGUGUUUAUCAAGAUCCAUUGCAAUCGUCGCCGGCUAGAAGGUGUAGAUCAGGCGGGAACGAGGAUUUUGCGGCUACGGUGAAGAGACUCAAACAGGGGAGGAACAUGACGUCUGCUGAAGCUGAGAGGGAACAGGCGGUUCGUGGCAGGUCCAAGGAACGAGCUACUCCUGAACAGGGUGAAAGCGAUCCGGGGGAGAUUUCACUUAUGGGGUUUGGCGGCGUAGGCCAUUGGAAAGAGCUGGAACUGAACUCACAGAGCCAUGGUCAGGGCCAGAUCCAUAGCCAGAUGCAUACCCAGCAUAUACAUCCCCAGAGCCACUUGCAGAAACUGGCCCAGCAUAUCCACCUUCUGAAACGUCGGUGA
Molecule: messenger RNA, 549 nt
Organism: Candidozyma haemuli
Lineage: Eukaryota; Fungi; Ascomycota; Pichiomycetes; Serinales; Metschnikowiaceae
Exons: 1
Coding region: 1-549 (182 amino acids)
Source: RefSeq, a predicted model, not a curated record